Messenger RNA from Halichondria panicea, 3652 nucleotides. RefSeq lists its product as uncharacterized. Bases 95 to 3352 code for a protein of 1085 amino acids. The transcript is spliced from 9 exons. Lineage: Eukaryota; Metazoa; Porifera; Demospongiae; Suberitida; Halichondriidae. Gene Ontology annotation, molecular function: protein binding. The record is from RefSeq and is a predicted model, not a curated record.
CAAAAGGGGGGAGGGGCUGCCAUUGUUUCCUAGCCUACUAGCUAGUGGUGUGCAAGUGGUGUGGAAGACUUGUGUUAGCUGUGAGAGGGUUAAGAUGGAUAAUGCAGAUCUUGGAAAGCUCAAGUUAGCUCCUGGCAAGCUGGCUCCAAAGUUCAAGGCAGGAGUCACAGAAUACAGUGUGAUAGUGGCCAGCACUAUAGCUGAGGUGAAGCUCUCCCCACUGACUAGUGACUCAGGAGCUUCCUAUGUCAUCAAAGGAGCAGUGGAGAAGAUUGUCCAGCUCACAGAGGGGCAGACACACACUGUAGAGAUCCUUGUAACUGCUGAGGAUGGUAAGGCCACCAAGACCUAUACUCUGCUCAUACGAAGACUGAGUGCUGAUGAUGCUAGCUUAUCUCAACUGGAGCUAUCAGCUGGAGCCCUCAAACCAGCCUUCAGCCCAUUGUUGACUGACUAUGAGUGCUACCUUCCCUCCAGCAUUGAUAGCAUCUCUAUACGUGCCAAGACUGAGGAUGAAGCUAUGAGACUGUCCAUGAGUGAUGGGUCUCCUCUACGCACCACACUACCUCUCAAUGCAGGCAGGACCCUACUGCAACUAUCAGUGGCCUCUGUUAGUGGCAACACUUCCACUCUCUACUCUGUCAAAGUAGUUAAGAAUAGACUGCCCGUUACGCUGCAACUCAAAAGCAGCUCUGACAAGUAUGAAUGUGCUGUGUGCUGUGCGGUGGUGGCAUGUCCCUCACGAAUCAAAGAUGGCCCAUACGUCUAUUGUCACACUUGUCUGGAGGAACUCACUCGCACUAAUAAGAUGGAUCCAUUCACUGGGAAGAAGUUGGGAGAGGAGCAAUGGUUCAUUGAGGACAUCCAACUUGACAAUGCACUCACAAAGGAGAUGGGUGUGUGUCCACUAUCCUCUGGCAAAGUGGAGGCUAGUCUGGGGACUAUUGGAGCAAGGCUCUUGUCCGAGAGAAUGAAGGGAGCACAGACUGAAGAGGCUACCACUGGGUGUCCUGACUGCAGUAAGAAGGUACCCACUGAGACCAUGGCGGUACACAAGGAGAAGCUAUGCUCUGCCAAGCACACACACAAAAUCCCCAAACAAGAGAUAAAGAUGAAGCCAUGGGAGAAGAGUUUAGUGGACGAUUCCCUUGGGGCUGAUGUCAAGUCACUGCUGAGGAAAGCAGAGGAACUGGAGUUACAAUACCUUCAGUCACUACCCAAGCCAGGGCGUACCCAGCAUUGGCCUGAGGGUAGUGGUCCACUGGACUAUCUCCUGGGGGCUGCCAGAUGUUAUGCCAGUGCCCUCAAGAGCUCACCAAGGGAGACCAAGGCUCAUCUAGGACUAGGCCUAGUAAUGGAGGAGCUCUUCCUAGCACAGGAUCUCUAUGGACUUAAGAGAGACGAGUCUGGUUUGCCUGAUGAGGGAGAGGCUGAGCGUUCAUCAAAGGAGGAAGAGUUCCUAGCUAUCUGUGGUCUCCACGGAGUGUCCCUCUCCUCUCCCCUCCCCCUGCAACUCAAGGCACUAGAGGCAGAGUAUCAUUCACUCAAGGAAGCUGGCCAGACACACAAGGCAGAGCAUGUACAGUCACUGCACGCAUGGAAGUCCAAGAAAAUACUGGAGGAGAGUGCUGGUUCCUACUCUGUGGACAGUGAGAGUCCACUAUACAGAGCCAAGGUCAAGCUACAAGAUGCUGUCAGUAGUGAUACCUCCAACCCUCUCUCCUGCUAUCAUCUGGGUCGCCUGUGUCUGCUACUAGGGGAGAGUGAAGUGGCUAUUACUCUCCUCAUGUCUGCCUUGUCCCUCAAGCCCACUCACUCGGAGAGCCGCUAUUGCUUGGGUCUAGCCCUCAGUACUAGCAACCACUCUAAGCAACUACUACUACAUGGACUAUCAGAGUACCUGCGUCAAGGUCAAGAGGUCAACGAGAGCCAACCCAAUCCAUCCAGACUGACUCUCAAGGAACUGAAUGCAAAGACACUCUAUCGUGCAAGCAACCCCCUCAUAAUGGAAGGAUUCCUGAGUCUUGCUAGGUUAGGUGGUGGUGGUCAUCUAAGCACCACCCACUGUCUGCUAGCUGUGACUCCUUGUGUAGCAUUAGCCUCCCUGCAAUGUAGAGGCUCUACCUUUGAGAAGCUCCUCUGGGCUAGUCUACAAGCACGCUCUGAUCUACUCACUCGUCUACACAGUGAGGGGGCGGAGAGUGUACUACGUCAUUGCCAGCAGCUCUCUGGACUGGUAUCCUCAACUAGUAGUCUCUCCAACACACCACAAGUCAGGGACUUACAGAUGAAGGUGUUUGAGUUAGGAGUGGUGCUACAGCCAAGUAGUAGUGAAGCUCUCUGUUACCUUGGCAACGGACAACUAACGCAAUACGAUACUACGAAUGAUGCUAUUUGGUUGGACGAAGCGGAGAUCAGUUUCCGAGCCAGUAUAGCAAUGGAGGGAAAGACCAUAUCCCCCACCCACGUUCCUGAUGACCUGAAGAGUUCACAAUGGUGGAAGAAGAUGCAGAAGACCACACCCACUACACAGAAGACCACACCCAUUGCACAGAAGACCACAUCCGCUCAAAUUAAACCACCUACGAAGCAAGCAGCAGCUGUUCAGAGGAAACCUGUUACCAAGGCAACAUCAGCCAAGACCACUGUACGAGGAGCUCCUGUUGCUAGGAAACCAGUAACUGGAUCGAAGACAACUCAAGCAAAGGCCGUCAGCAAGACAACCCCCAAUAAACCAUUACCAGCAUCAGUGGGCGGCACACGAGCCACCCCCUCACCAGCCACCCCCACACCAUCCACCCCCUCACCAGCCACCCCCACACCAUCCACCCCCUCACCAGCCACUGUAGGAACCCCUCCUCAGAGUGGAGUGGUGAACAAGCGAUCUCAUGUCCCCAGACUGGGUUUAGCACGAACACUAUCCAAGUCCUCCCAUGAAGACAAGCGCAAGGAGGCACAGAGUUUGUAUAGAGAGGUGAUGACAAUGGCCCCUCAUACACACGAUGCUUAUAUAGAGCUGGGUGAGAUGUUGGUCAAGACAAGACCUCUGGAUGCAGUACAUGUGUACAGUCAGUAUCCAUUCUCACAACCUCCAACAUUCGAUGAUGCGUAUCUACAUGGUGAAGUAUCACGACUGCUAAUGUCAGCUGAGGCUUAUGAUGAUCCACGCCUUGUCUCUAGCAUGGUGGCCAUGGGACAAGCUCUGGGGAUCGGGGUGUUGGAGAAGCAAGUAGCAGUACUAGAGAAUAAGUUCAAGUCAGCUCUCCUCAAGAAGAUAUACGCUGGUGUCCACAGGAAGCCAUUGAAUGACCCUGAUCUACAAGCAUUCUUUAAGUUCAAGUGCUGGCUAUAAACAUGUACACUAGCUGUGCUGUACAAGUAAGUACUGACUGUUUAGUCUUUAGGUAACGUACAUGUACACUAGCUGUGCUGUACAAGUAAGUACUGACUGUUUAGUCUUUAGGUAACGUACAUGUACACUAGCUGUGCUGUACAAGUAAGUACUGACUGUUUAGUCUUUAGGUAAUGUACAUGUACACUAGCUGUGUUUAUAGGUAGUAGCAAUUUUGUAGUUUCUUAGUAUAUAGUACGUAUGUUCACAUGACUAAUUAUUUGUGCAAAAUAUUCUUCCAAUAAAGUUUAUAUAAUUAUA